GUGACUUGUACCAAGAACCAGGAAGUGAUACUGAUGAUAUCUGCAAUCCGAAUUCAACGACAACAUGGGUGAUGUAUUAAAAACUGGUUGUCUCAAAUAUUUACAGAAGAAAAUUAUCAAAUCCUCCUGGGAUGAGAAGUUCUUUGCACUCGUCACAAAAACCAAGCGAGGCAUCUGUUUGAUAGGAUUCCAAAAUAAGGGAAUCUUCGAAAGAUAUGAGGCUGAAAUGCAGAAUAGUGAUGCAAGCAAGUUCGAGAAGUGCACAAAAACUUACUCACAAAUUGUGAUAUCAGAUAUUAAAUGCUUGCACAAGGUUUCACUAAAAGAUCAGGAUGCAAUCGAGACAAUGACCGACUCCGGGAAAAAGUAUUUGCUACUUGCUGAUCAAGAAGGAAACAAUCGCGCUGACAGUUGGGUAAAGGCAUACCAGUUUGAAUUGUCUCAGAAUACCGACGCUUCCAUUGGUUCUGCACGUGGUCCUCCGGAUCAGUGGUCAUUAAAUGAGAAUGAUCUAUAUGAAUCAAAAGAUGAAGGUGUCUCAUUCGAAGUCGAGAUAAAAGAAACUGAUGCCUCCAACCAUCUCAAACUUUAUGGAAUGUACAACUUACAAGUCAAUUCACGCAAUAUAGCCCUAAUCAACCAGGCAACUAAACGACCACUUUACGUUUGGCCAUUGAAGUACCUUCGCAGAUAUGGGCGCAUACCAGGUGAAUUCUCCUUUGAUGCCGGCCGAAGAUGCGAGUCCGGGGAGGGAAUUUUCAAAUUGUCCACAUUGAAAGGGAAUGAGAUAUUUGACAUAAUUGAAGGGAUGGCGACAAUCAUACGUGAAAAAGAAAGGCAGAGUAAUUCAGGUGGGUCAUCCCAAGGUAGAAGUCCACCUCCAGUUUCUAAUUUGCCGCGUCCCUCCAGUCAUCUUAGGAAAAACUUUCAGCAAAAGCAAAGCCUGACUUUUGAUGCUGGUGCUGGAGAGGAUUCUGCACAUAAUGGAAGUACUUAUGUUUAUACUCAGCCGGUCAAGACGACGGGGAGGCAGGGCUCUCAAAAGAAGAAAGGGGAUCUAAAUCGACAAAUAUCAGCGCCGCUGCUUGAUCCUAAUUCUGCUUAUCAUUUAGCUGCGGAAUCCUCGUCACCUCCUGGUCAGAAUGACCACAAUGUUGAUUGUACAUAUUCCAAUGUCGAAAAAAGGGCUCCCAAAGCACCGCCAGUGCAGGCGGUGAGUGGUCCAUAUGAAAAUAUUAAGGCUGGAUCCCGUGGUGUUAGUUAUGAAAACGUUGACGUGCGUCCCCCUGUUCCGCCAAAACUGAUCGACUCCCCAAGUGAUAGAGGUUCUCGUAAGUCUGCUAUGUCUGAAAAACUAAAAGUUGAGAAAAUGGAGCACCCUGAAGAUGAUGCAGAUUAUGACGAGCCUGAUUACUCGCUUGGCGAAGCGGCAUAUGCAUACGCUAGUGUUGAGGAUAUCAAGCGUGAUAUGCCUUGGAUGAAGAAACCAGAGCCUGGAGAAGUCAAGUUCCGGAUUGAAUCAAAUGAUGAUGAUGAUACAGAUUAUCUUGAGUAAUGAGGGAUUGAGGGUGGCUGGCCAUCAAUUGAUUUUUCUUGACCCCUUCAUCAAAAGGAGAUGCCAGGAUGCAUUUUUGAAAUCCACUAUGAUCAUACAUUACCCGUUAUAUGAACAAAACACUUGACCUCAGCAGGUCUUUUCUUCCAAGUCUUGUCUCGGACAUAUUGGUCACAUCUCAUUAUCAUUUACAUGUAGCCAUGUCAGAAUUAGGUUAUAUCUGACUCAUCAUGCUUACAGUGUCACAUGUACAAAAUUUGUCACUUAGUCCAAUGUAUACAUUGAUAGUGUAUCGGUAUAUGACUUGCACCUUCCUUGUGGCAAUUUUGUACCUUAUCUUAUACUUAGGCAAAAUUAACCCCUUAGUAACUUUAUUGUAAAUUUGAUAUUUCCUUAACAUUUGAAUCCAGAAAGGAGUUAUUUUCUCUAAUUGGGUGACCCAAUUAAUUGUGAUAGCAUCUUGGUGUAUUGUGUUCUUUCAUUAAAGCCGUAUCCUUUUGUUGAAAAUUUGAAAUUUGAAAUUAAAUUAGAAAAUUUCCAAUUGGGUAAAAAUGUACUGAAUAUAAUAGAAACAGUGCACCCCUUUAAGCUUUUCCUCACAAAUGGUAAGACUUUAGAUGGAACCAUCCAGAGAACAAACCUAUUUUUGUAAUUGGUUUUAUUGUAAUUGCGUGUGCAUGUCUCGACAAGUGCUUACAAUGAUGUACCGAGCACAGUGAUUUUUGUAAUUUUUAUUUUUAUUGGGAGUAAAAUCUGUGAUACGCACCAUUGUUUCCAUAUGACACGAGUAACGUUUGAAUGAGAAUUAUCAGAUUACGCAACUUGAGGAAAUCAGGGGGUUAAUGUUGCUCAGCGUUAAUGUUCUCUUCCCCAACAGGGCUCAGAAGCAAACAUUACGGUAACCCCUGGUUACAUCCGAGUGGAAGCAUACAUUUAUUUCCAAAAGAGUUCGUAAUUCUUGUUUUUAAUAAAAGAUGUAUAGUGUAAUGUUUUAAUAGCAUUAGUUUCUGUGGUUAAGCUGCUGGUCUCGAAACAACUUGCUCUUCCUGCACUAAAAGUUUGUGAAUUGCCGCAUAGUAAUUGCAAGUGGGUAAAGCUAUGCGGGCACAGGAUUAUUGGACCAUUUAUUCAGGUGUAACCUUUAAACGACCAAGUUUGGUGCUAUAUACUUGUUGCAUUUGUUGGUUCUUGUAUUUUGAUAUAUUUGACAUUGUAUAUAAUGAAUGGGCCUGGCCUCCGAAAGACUAUAAACCAGGAAGUUUUUGAUAGUGUCAUGCAAUGCAAACGCAAGCUUUAAAAAGACGAUUUCAACCGUUAUGAUGCAUUGACCAUUGAAUUCGGGCAGCAAGUGAGAGUGACCCCCCCCCCACCACCACUCGAGGACUAUUCUGUGAAAGGAGGUAUCAUUCUGGUAUAAGUUUGAUGACCAAAUUUAUUGGAUCCAUGUUUGUUCAGUUCAUUUCCCAUCCCCAAAUUAUUAUGAAUGAAUGUAUAACCAAGAAUUGUCUUUAUGUCUUCUUGGCGUUAUGGAGCUUCUUCUUGGUUUGAUGUCGCCUCUGUAGACCAUUCUAUAAUUAAUGUUCAGUGUCACCUUUUGUGCACACUAAAGACCAAACCAACUUCAUAAUUUCCCAGCCAGUGCAAAGAUUGAUUUUGGCAACAUAAUUACUCUUGUAGAUGUAUGUAUGUAAACUCCUGUGCCGUGAUUGAAGUUUAUGGAGAUGACAGAACAUGAGGGAAGAUUGAAGGUCAUCACUGCUUUGAGAGUAUGACCGUCGUGUGAUUCAAAAGUCUUUUUCACAUCCUCAUGUUGCAGGCCUAUCGAUUCAUUUGUGUGCGUCAAAGUGUUAGUGUAUGGAAUGGAGCCAAAGGCUUGCUAUUGGAGGAUGUGUUGAUGACUUUCCUGAGCUCAGAUAUGUCGUAUGAUGUCACAGACAAAGCACAUGUAUGGGACCAAAGAUUUCUUAUACGAAUUAAAACGUAUUUUUGCAUGGAGCUUUUAUAUGUAUGAUGAUAUUCUGUUAGGAUGAGCAGCCUAGAUAUAUUUUGUAAUCAUAAAAUCAAGAAUAGAUCUAAAUAUGCAUGACAACACAACCACAUCAACUUUGUGUCCAAUGGUGACCAUGGUAUAUUUUAUACACUGAUUAAUAUGUGAUUGCUUAGCAAAAAAUAUCCAU
Lineus longissimus is the source of this 3732-nucleotide messenger RNA. Its product is annotated as docking protein 1-like. Lineage: Eukaryota; Metazoa; Nemertea; Pilidiophora; Heteronemertea; Lineidae. The coding region runs from base 65 to 1555 and encodes 496 amino acids. The transcript is spliced from 3 exons. The record is from RefSeq and is a predicted model, not a curated record. Gene Ontology annotation, biological process: cell surface receptor protein tyrosine kinase signaling pathway; Ras protein signal transduction; positive regulation of MAPK cascade. Gene Ontology annotation, cellular component: cytoplasm.